Messenger RNA from Panicum virgatum (switchgrass), 2286 nucleotides. RefSeq lists its product as uncharacterized. NCBI's taxonomy places the organism in Eukaryota, Viridiplantae, Streptophyta, Magnoliopsida, Poales, Poaceae. The record is from RefSeq and is a predicted model, not a curated record. The transcript has 2 exons. Gene Ontology annotation, molecular function: protein binding. Bases 79 to 2079 code for a protein of 666 amino acids.
CUCUACCCCCACUACUUCUACAAAACCCUACUCUCUCACACUCCCCUUCCUUUCUUCUACCUAGCUCCAGUUGCUAACAUGGGCACAUUGUACCAAAUGGAGCUGAACACCAGAAGCAAGCAGCAGUCUAGCAACAGCAAGGGCAAGGGCAAAGCCAUGGCCAGGAUCGUGGAAGAGGAGGAGGAGGAAGCUGAAGAUUUCUUCAGCUCAAGCGGUUGUGGGUGCUUCCUCUGCGCCAUCAAACAGCCGGACGCCCGGCUCCGCCGCGCCAGCCUUGCCGAUUUCUUCAGGGAGUUGCCAUACUGCGAGGAUGACGGCUGUAACGGCCAGUCAUGUGCCGCGGCAGUCGGCGCCGUGUGGCGCGCGGCCAUGGCGGCGCCCGACGAGCCGGAGCUCCCCUCGCUCGGCGCGAUCCGGUGCAUGUCCCUCCUCCUCGCCCGCGCACUCGCCGACGCGGCGUGGUGCGGCCGCGGCGACAACGUGUGCGUGCCGUACUACGCCGCCCACGUCAUCGGCUCUUACACCAUCCGCUGCUCCGCGCACGCUGAGCUGGCCGUCGCGGCGGGGGCCGUGCGGCCCCUGAUGGCCCUCCUCGGCGGCGCCAUGACGUGGGUAGAGCAGCGUGCGGCGGCGCGCGCCCUGGGCCACCUCGCCAGCUACGACGCCACGUUCCCGGCCGUCGCGCGGCACGCCGCCGAGGCGGUGCCGCUCGCCGUGCGCGCCGCGUCCACCUGCAUCGCCGACGUCUACGCGAACUUCGUCGCGCUUGCACCGAUCAGGCGGCCAAAGUACCAGCGCGACCUCAUGGCGUGCGGGCUCGGCGGCGGUGCCGACGCCGAGGACAGGAAGGCAGAGGAGUGGGCGAGCCAGCUCCAGUGCUGGUCGCUCUAUUUCCUGAGCUGCCUCGCCUCCAGGGACCUGUCAUCUCAUGCCAUGAUAUGCCAGGACGCCGUGUUCUUGCGCGAGCUGUCCCCGAUGUGGGGCGGCCUGGCGAACGGCGACUCGCCCGCCGGCGUCGGGCUGCUGCGCCUUCUAUGCAGGAGCUCAGUCGGCCGGGCCGCCAUCGCGGCGUGCCGCGAUGCACUCUCCAGUCUCUGUGACCUCGUGCGUUCGUCCGACGACUGGCAGUACAUGGCCAUGGAUUGCUUGCUCCUCCUCCUCGACGACCGCGACACAUGGCAUGCCGUUGCUGAUGCCACGGCGGCGUGCCUCGUUGACUUGGUCGAUCUCCGGCACCUCGGUCCAAGGCGACGACUCGGCGAUGCCAUUGCAUCUGCAUUGCUUCGUGAUGGCGACCAUGUCGGUGGCCGUGAACUAGGCGUGGAAGCAAAGGAAGCCAUCGGCAAAUUGAGGGAGCUGAAGCUAGAGAGGAAGGAGACAGAGGAAGCAAUGCCUAGGGAUGAGCUGCUGAAGAGAGAGAUCUUAGCCAAGGAGAAGAAGAGGCAAGGAAACGACAGCUUCUUGCACGGCGACGUCGACAAGGCCAUUGAUCUGUACACCGAAGCCUUGGAGCUGUGCCCCCUGCACAGGAGGGAGCGGCUGGUGCUGCACAGCAACCUCGCGCAGUGCCGGCUCGCGCGGCGCGAGGCCGACGCGGCGGUGAGCGACCCGACGCGCGCGCUCGCUCUGGCGCGGCCGGCGAACACGCACGCCAGAAGCCUGUGGCGCCGCGCGCAGGCGUACGACAUGAAGGCCAUGGCCAGGGAGAGCCUCCUGGAUUGCCUAGCCUUCGCCGGCGCGUGGCUCGACCGCCGGAGGCACCCGCGGAGGGCGGCCCGUGGCGCGAACCCAAAGCUGCCGUACUGCAUCGCGCGGAUGAUCAGUAAGCAGAUGAGCGUGACAGGGCUGUUCGCCGGCGUGUCGAUGAACGGCAUCAAGGUAAGGGGUGAUGAUUGCAUGCCACGGUGCAGCGAAAAUGAUGACGGGGACGAUGAGGACGACGAAGAUGAUCGCGAUGAUGACGACGAAAGCGAGGAGGAAUUUGAUGACAACCCUGGGUUGAAGAUCUGCAAGUCAGCAGGAAGGGAAUUGCCAAUUGUCACGGGGGAUGCUUGGAGGAGAUUAGCUCGGAUGACAUGAAAGUGCAAACCUCUUGUUAUCUCAUGAUCCACCGUAGUAAGCUAGCAAGCUCACUGAUGAUAACUGCAGCAAAAUUAGGGCUUAACAGUGCCUUUGUCAGAUAGUCUCUGAUCGGUGCAAUAGCUCAUCUUCAAUACGCAGGGAUCAUCACUUCUGUUUUUGUACUUGUAAGCUCACUUGUUUGAUUUAAUUCAUGAUCAUGAGCUA